Molecule: messenger RNA, 1794 nt
Organism: Huiozyma naganishii CBS 8797
Lineage: Eukaryota; Fungi; Ascomycota; Saccharomycetes; Saccharomycetales; Saccharomycetaceae
Gene: RCK1
Product: putative serine/threonine protein kinase RCK1
Exons: 1
Coding region: 1-1794 (597 amino acids)
Biological process (GO): protein phosphorylation; mitotic DNA damage checkpoint signaling
Cellular component (GO): nucleus
Molecular function (GO): protein serine/threonine kinase activity; ATP binding
Source: RefSeq, a predicted model, not a curated record
AUGUUAGGAGGUUUAGAAAAGCUAUUCAACAACACAUUCGAAAAAAGCCCGUUCACGGCGGAAAGUUACAAUGUCAAUGCCACCACGACUUUCAAUGAGCCAUUCGAGUUCGAUUGUGUCGCCAACAACAACAACUACAACUACAACGGGAUGUACUUGAACCAGAAUGUCGAUAUUGGGGAUCUGGAGAAUAGGUACUUCACUACCUCUCCACCUUCUAUUGGUUCUGAUGUUUCCUUCACGAUGCAGGAACCUACUGAUCAACAGAGUAACAAUUACGGAUCCUCUUCGUCAUCGGUCACACAGUCACCAAUGAAAUUCCCAAUCAUGGUGCAAAGAGAGGCUAUCCCUGAGGAUUACUUUCCAGAACAAGAGGAACUUGAAAAUUAUACACUGAUCAAACAAAUCGGUCAAGGUGCUUUCGCAAAAGUUUUCAAAGCUGUCCCCUCGAGAAACGGGUCCAGAGCAUACCUUUUGAAUAAUUAUAGAGAGGUCGCCAUUAAAGUCGCUAGGAAACCUGUGGCAGCUAAUGGGAACGACCCAAUGGUUGAACAACUUCAAUCUCAUAGUCGACACCACCAGCACCACCAGCACCACCAUCACCACCAUCAUCACAGGGGGAACAAGAAGACCCCCAAGACAACAAAACCAGAGGAGAUAAUGAGUGAGGUUGCCAUACAUAGAACCGUGUCUCAGGGGACCCCACAGAUUGUCCAAUUUUUGGACUUCCAAGAAUCACCAUCGUACUAUUUUGUUGUUUUAGAGAAAGUAGAUGGAGGUGAAUUGUUCGACCAGAUUAUCAAGUACACCUACCUCUCCGAGGAUCUAUCCAGACAUGUCAUCAGACAAGUCGCACUUGCGGUAAAGCAUUUGCAUGUCCAUGGGGUAGUCCACAGAGAUAUCAAACCAGAAAACAUCCUAUUUGAACCGAUCCAAUACGUCCCAUCUGAGAGACAACAUUUCAGGAAAUCGGAUGAUAGGUCCACAAAAGUCGAUGAGGGGAUGUUUUUCCAUGGGAUUGGUGGUGGUGGGAUUGGUACUGUCAAAUUGACGGAUUUCGGUCUCUCCAAAUUGAUCUACGAAACGAAAACGAACACUCCCUGUGGUACUUUGGGAUACACAGCACCAGAGGUCAUUCGCGAGGACAAUUACUCCAUGAAGGUAGACAUGUGGGGGAUUGGAUGCGUGCUUUACACCAUAUUAUGUGGAUUCCCACCAUUCUUUGACGACGAACCAAGUCUACUGAGGAAAAACAUCUGCGAGGGGAACUACACUUUCUUAGAACCAUGGUGGAACGAGAUUAGCAUUGACGCGAAAAGAUGCGUUUCCCGUCUACUGGAGGUCGACCCGGCGAGAAGGUAUGAUGUCGAUGACUUGCUCAACGACCCAUGGCUGAACAGCAGCAACUACGACGCUCAAGCACCAUGCGAGGAUGACCUAGAAACCAUAAUGGGCCCCCCAUCUGUAUCGCUGCAUUCCAACGAUACGACAACCACACCAGUCCCAAGUGUCAGCCGAGCAGAUAGAACUACAAUGCUCCACAAUGCAUUCGUCCAAAGCAACGACGUUCAAAGAUCGAGAGACGAUAAACGCCAGGUCAUACUAGACACUGGCAUGAUUGCCCCCGCAACACAGCAAACAAGACAGUAUAUUGGCGAGCAGAGGUUUCAACAGAACGGUGUAUCCAAUUUUCUGGGUCUUAACUUACAAGGUUCCAGUCUCUGGAGGAAGAGAAACCACGGUAUCGCUAACCAAAUGAGGCAUUCCCCAUUGGAUAAUCAGUUCACAUGCUAG